AUGCUGGGCGUGAUCCGAGUGCAUCUACCUUCCGAAAUUCCGAUUGUGGGCUGUGAAUUGACCCCUUACGUCCUUGUUCGCCGCCCGGAUAAGACCGCCGCCACUGACGAUGUCCCGGAAUCGGCUCCUCUCGAAGGUUACUUCUUGAGAUACAGAUGGUAUCGUGUACAGAGCGACAAGAAAGUAACGAUUUGUAGUGUGCAUCCAACGGAACAAGCCACCUUGCAAUGCGUGUUCUGCUCAAAGCGUAGAGCCCUCGUCGCGAAAAGCUACCACUGUUCUCCGAAAUGCUUUACAGACGCGUGGCAGCAUCACAGGACGUUGCACGAGCGAGCUGCCGCGGAGAACGGAAACGAGGAAGAUGAGCUAGUCCGGUUUAAUAGCGCCGGUUCGGGAGCUCUCGCCGGUAGCUUAUCCGGUUCAAUGUCAAAUCUCAACCUCCCCAACAAUGGUCCAACGCCGUUUUAUCCUUCUAAUGUUACUCAGAAAAACGGAGGAGAGACGCUAAUCGAGGUUGGGGGUUGCAAAACAUACACACCAACAGCUGAUGAUAUUGGCUAUGUUUUGAAGUUCGAGUGUGUUGUGGCUAAUGCAGAGACUAAACAGUUUGUGGGACAUCCUAGUACCAUUUUGACUUCACGUGUUAUCCCUGCUCCUUCUCCAAGCCCACGUAAGCUUAUCCCUCUCAAUGGAGCUGAUGUGAUGGGUCACUUAGAUCAAGAUGGUCGGGUUCAGUCUGCAGGAUCAUUCACUGUUCUCUCGUAUAAUAUUUUGUCUGAUACUUCUGCAAGUAGCGACCACUACAGUUACUGCCCUCCUUGGGCUCUUUCUUGGCCAUACCGCAGACAGAAUUUAUUGAGGGAGAUUGUUGGUUAUCGUGCUGAUGUAGUUUGCCUUCAAGAGGUACAAAGUGAUCAUUUCCAUGAAAUUUUCGCUCCUGAGUUGGAUAAGCAUGGGUAUCAAGCUCUCUACAAGAGGAAGACUAAUGAGGUUCUCAGCGGGAGUACAAGUGCGAUUGACGGAUGUGCAACAUUUUUCCGUCGGGAUAGAUUUUCACAUGUCAAGAAAUAUGAUGUUGAAUUCAACAAGGCUGCUCAGUCUUUGACUGAGGCUCUAAUCCCUAAUUCGCAGAGGAGAACUGCUUUAAACCGACUAGUUAAGGAUAACAUUGCGUUGAUAGUUGUUCUCGAAGCUAAAUUUGGUAAUCAACCCACUGAUCCUUCUGGGAAGCGCCAGCUUAUUUGUGUGGCAAACACACAUGUGAAUGUUCAACAAGAACUGAAGGACGUGAAGCUCUGGCAGGUUCACACCUUAUUAAAGGGGCUGGAGAAAAUAGCUGCUAGUGCCGAUAUUCCCAUGCUUGUCUGUGGAGACUUCAACACGCUUCCCGGGAGUGCUGCUCAUUCACUUCUUGUAAUGGGAAAGGUUGAUCCAUCGCACCCAGAUUUGUUGGUUGAUCCCCUUGGUAUCCUGCGUCCUCAUACCAAACUGUGUCAUCAAUUGCCUCUGGUGAGUGCGUACUCAGCGUUUGGGAGAAUCUCAGGUAUUGGAUCGGAACAACACAGAAGGAAAAUGGAUCUUAAUACAAAUGAGCCUUUGUUUACCAAUUACACAAGGGACUUCCUUGGCACUCAUGACUACAUAUUUUACACAGCGGAUACGUUAAUGGUAGAAUCUUUAUUGGAAUUGUUGGAUGAAGAUGGAUUGAGAAAGGACACAGCUCUUCCUUCUCCGGAAUGGUCUUCUAAUCACAUUGCACUCUUAGCUGAAUUUCGAUGCAUGCCUAGGACCAGACGCUAA
This is a messenger RNA of Thlaspi arvense, 1800 nucleotides long. Lineage: Eukaryota; Viridiplantae; Streptophyta; Magnoliopsida; Brassicales; Brassicaceae. The record is from the annotation of a GenBank genome assembly.